UUUGUUUUUUCCUGCAAACGUCUAAGCUUGUACUCUUGCAGGAUAUUAUUCCCGCUCUUCACCAGUGUCUCAGCAUGUCUGCUGGAGCAGAGUUUUCCACUGAAGACAUUAGUCUUCUCUUCUGCAAAGUGUUUCAUGUGCCCUCGAGCAAAAGUGAAGCUGAUGCAGCCAUGAAAAAGGUUGCAGGAGGAGACAAAAGCUGGUCCUGUACAGGUGCAAAUGUUUUGGAUGUGCUCCUUGAAAUGGAAAGGGCAAAGGAAAAGAAUGAAAUGGUUUACUGGGACUGCCAGCUUCUUAAUAGUGGAAAUCUUCAUCAGAUGCUGCAAAAGUUGCCCCAUAGAAAUGACUCAGAGUUUUUAAGAAAUGCUUUCAACUCUGUGUCAGGACUCCCACAGCCACAAACAGCUGAAAUAGACAUUUUCCGGAGUGAGAAAGUGCUGGGAAAAAAGCAGCUCUGCCAAACAGCAGCAAGAUUGAAGAGGCUAAAAAAAGCCGUCAAGCAGUGCUGGGCCAGACUGGCAUCAGAGGGCGUUAGCAGCAUUUUGCCCUCCCCCUUGUGUAGCCACAGGUUGGGCCUCAGGGGUCAGACAUGGGGCUCUGUCUCCUUGUCGGAUGUCAUCCUUCUGGUGGAAGUGAAAUAUGAUGUGGUGACUCACUUGCUUUACACAGAAAUGCUUCAGGAGCACUACACCCAGAGUGUUUGGGAGAUGCUGCUUCCCUGGCAACAGAGAAAGGAAGUGGAGGCACUGGAAACUAUGGCGGAGGACGUUUUGCAGUCUGCUGACAUGCUGGGCUUGGUUUUCCUCCCUGGAGCGUUCAGGAUAUACAAAACAAGAUGUUCAGAGUUAAGGGAAGAAUCCUGUUCAGCUGUUGCUCUCCUGAAUGAGUUGCACACUUUUUGUCAACAAGAACAAAAUCAGCUGACAGUCCUGGGUCAAAGACUGUGUGACAAAAGUUUGAGGCUUUUGUGUCUCCAUGUCCUUCUGGCGAUUUACAGAGCUCAGAGGGAAAAACAACCUCACAGCGCUCUGCUGGCAUCUCGUCAAUCCUGGGAGUCAUGGCCACAGGUUCUCAGUCCGUGUAGAGCAGAAUAUGUCACUCUGCUGCUACAGAAUGAAGACAAGGGAGAGGAAGGAAAGGAGGACUUUGAGACAACACAGCGGAGUACAGAGCUACAGCUACUUGUGCUGACUCAGGAAAAGGAGAGGAAGCAUCUGCUCACGUUGCUGCACAGGAUCUCCCUAGAGGAUUUACAAGAGGCAGGCUGCGCAAUACCGCCAAAAGAUAAUGGUGGCUUUGAUGCCGAUCGAACCUCCUUGAGGGCUGGAUGUAUAAAAAGACUGAAACAAAUCCAUGCUCAGCUCCAGACACAGAAUGGAAGCGAGGACAACUCAAAGCAACCCAGCAUUCAGAUGGACAUGCAGGGAAAAUGGUCACAAUCUCUGCUGGAGGACUGUAAGCUGCUCCUUCUGAUGCAUCUGACGGAGCUGCAGGAGGGCCAAGCUUUAGCGUUGCUGCAAGUGCUCCUACACCGGGAUUCACAGGCUGCCCAAGCUCUGAGAGAAAAAUAUGAAGCUGAAUUACAAACCCAACGCUUCCCCAACCUGCUCAAUCUCCUGAUGUCAGACGAUCCUCUAAUCCCCGGCUCUAUGUUGGUUGAAAACAUCAACGUUGAGCAGGUCACGCCUGAAUCAUCCUGCACAGGAGAAGUUGAAAACAUUUAUGCGCCAUCAGUUCCCACCGCAACUACUGAGUUAACUAAUGAGUCCAGCAGGGAACGUGUAGAAGUCCCAACUGCUGGAGGUUCUGCUAAACAGGAAGUCUGCUCAGGUUGUGGGGCGAUCAUGGAGGAGCUACCCUAUUUGGAGAUCCUGUGUGUGCCUGAUGCACAGGCCAAUGCUCCAACUCCAGAGGCUGGAGCAGGUAGGGAAGAAGAAAUAAAUGCAAACCUGGAGAAUUUUGAUAAGCAGGGAUCCUUGAUCCCCCUCGCCUGGUGCAAACCUCCUGAGGACGAUGUGGAGGGAGAUGGAGAAGCUGAAAAGCAUCAGGACACCCUGAGCAGGCUAGGAACCCAAGGCCAGUCCACACAAUGUGAAGAGGCGGAUCAGAAGAGAGACGGCAAAGAGGUGGACACCCUGGCUCAGUAUGAUGCACAGUUUGCAGAUCAGCAGUUGAAGAAAGUAGAGAAUCCAAUCCCAGACCAACCAAGUGAAGGAGAAGCUGCAGCUGAAAUUGAUCCACGCUCACUUGCAGAAAACCUGCUGGAGGUGCAGCCGCGUGUUUCUAGUGAUUCCUUCGGCUGUACUGCUGAUGGAGCAUCUGGUCACACAGUCAGCACCAGCAGAGAGAUGACCGAGUCUGAACUCUGGGACAUCAGAGGGUCGGAACUCUCUGAUAAUGAGGAAAUGAUUCAUUCUCAAGAAUCAACACAGAUAGCAUCCAGUGUCUCUGGAAGAACCACAUUGUUGGGAACGGAUCAACUGGAACGGGAAGAACUGAUGAGAGAUCAAGUGUCAGCAGUGGAAAGAGAGAGAACAAUGCGCAGCCUGGUGGACAUGCAGAGAAAGUUUGAACAGAAACACCAAAGAGACAAAGAGAGACAGAUGUUUAGGGUUCGGGAGCGUCUCUCCAUCAUCCUCAACAGAAAAGCAGAAGAAGACUUGCUUGGCCUUAAACACUCAGACAGGCUAAAGCAUCUCACACAAGAUCUACUGCUGGAGGACAAGACUCAGCAGAAGACUGUUGUUAAAGAGCGACUGGAGCAACUCAGAAGAGAGCGCUCCUAUAUCAUGCAGUCAAAAAGAGACAGGAAUACGACAGGAUUUAAGGAACUUCUAGCUCCUGUUGCUCUGAACAACAAUGAGUCGGAAGAUGAAGCAAGCUGAGAUACAGAUGGUUUAAGUUGUUUGGUCCUAUUGUCACUGUUAAUGCAAAGUAUUAAAUAUUUUCCUCACAAUGUCACUUUUUUUGCUUUUAUAUAGCAGUUGCAUGGCUCAAAUUAUCAUAUUUUAAUAUCAGACAAAGAUAGCCUGGGUAAAAUUCAAAAUGCACUGUUCAAUAGAUUUUUUUUUUUUACUAAGAGUAAAAUCAUGAAAAUGUGCCCCUAUAAAGACCUUAGUUUUAAAGGCUGCUUGCUUAAAAUUCCAUAAAAUGACAAGUACAUGAAUGUUAAAUCUCUUUAAAGAAAUGUUGGCUCUCUGUUCUUUCCAGAAUCAUUUUAUUUAGGCCACAUUGGAGGGGUUUUGAGUACGCUUCCAGGCAUACCUCACUUCCAAUUUCCAAUUAUUGCUGUUUUUUUAACAAUUCAGAGGUGGACUUGCUGGUGUGCUUUGAAUCCUUGACCUGGGUUAAGUGAGGUUGAACUUUGGGUCACAAAAGGAUGAUGUUAUUUUGUAGAACAGAAUUCAUUGCCUGACAGGUUACAGCCAAUCGUUAAGGCAGCCACACACCACAGCUAUGUUUAACUGUUGGGAUGAGCUUUUUCUAAAAUGAUGUGUUCAGGUGAGCCACAUUCCAAAAGGUUCCACUUUUUGAUUGUCAAUCCACAGAUUUUCACGCAAGUCUCAAGGAUCAUCCAGAUGUUUUUGUUUUGUUUUUUGUUUCUUUUUGCUAAAUGUGAGACAGGACUUUGUGUUCUUUUUAGAGAAAAGGGUAACCGAGGUUACCUUUUUCUCCAGUAAAGAAAAUAUCUGAUGUUGUAUAUCCAGAUUAUCUUUGAGGAUAAAUUCAGUUUAAAGAUCUGAUGCACUUAAGUUUUACCUAAGAAACAAGGGAAAAAAAAUCUGUAUGAGGCAAAACAUUUUCAUUUAACUCCAUAAACAUUUUCAAAGUUCACACCUCAUUUGGGCGUAAUUUUUGAUUUCAUUCGAGACUUGUCUCUCUUUGUGAAACUAAUUAAGUCAGUAGGCUGUGACUGAAUAGACUGAGAUUCACAUAUGCAGUUGUUUAAUAUACAUUUUAAUUAUCACUUUGACAACCAUAAGCAUUAACAAUAAUGAAAUUUCACUAGAACCCCCUUCACCUGUGCACAAUAUCCCAAGAAGCCAAAGUUACAUACACAAUGAGUCACAGAGGUGCAUGUAAACAUCCAAGAGUGGCUCCAGUUAACCUUCUUCAUGAGAACAUUUACAUUUAUAAAUUGACCAUUGCUCAAUUCUGUGAGAAAGUGUUGUAGCUGCAGAAUGACGCCUCGGUAAACGUUGAAUGCACCCAUUGACUGGUACUGUUUUUAUAUACAGAUAUGAGAAUGAAAAUGUUGCAUCAUGUGAGGGGACGUUGGUUUGGCUAGUAACCAUACAAUAGGAAGAUGUCUAUACAGAAGGUUGAGUGUGUGCCAAGCAGUUUUCCUACAAUGCAGUCCAAGUAAGAAGAGGGAAAGGAGUACAUUUGAGAUUUUCUACACUUCAAUUGUUCAUCCUCCUCUCACUUUAUUUGGUAUCCAAUCUCACUGCAAAACAGCAACACCAACCAGAGUAAUAAGCUAGAAUAUUCUGAAAAAGCUCCAACACUGAGCCACCGCAUUUAAAACAAAAGUGUCAAGUCUAAUAAUACAUAUAACUGCAAGGUUUGUCGUUUCAAACACGCAAAGAUUCAUAAAGACGUUUAUACUCCACUCAAAGGGAAAGAGAACAAUAUUGGUGUGUCAGGUGCUCAGGGCUUUCAAAUCGUUUGUAACGGCUACAAACCUAAAAAAAAAAAAAAAUAAAAAAAAAAAAUACAGCACAAGCAAAUUAGUUUCAGCACACGAUAGUACAACCUAAAGUUUAACUAUCAUAUUAAAUAGAGGCUGGUUAAAUAUUUAGAAGUCUAAUCAGAUUAGAAUAUGUAACAGCGGGGCUCUUGAAUAUAAUUUUAAAAAGUGAGGUGAUUUCUUUUGUCACUCUGGAAAAGCAUAGCCAUGCUCAUUGGCAAGAACUGUCAUCUAAUCCUUUGAGACUGAAUCACACCUCGACUCAAAAUAGUCAAUAUUUGGAGCUUGUAGACUGUUGUGCACAGAAAAAAACGAUAAAGCUUAGGAUUGAAGACCGACUUCCUUGCUGGAAACAUUUACAAACU
This is a messenger RNA of Poecilia latipinna (sailfin molly), 5055 nucleotides long. RefSeq lists its product as uncharacterized. The record is from RefSeq and is a predicted model, not a curated record. NCBI's taxonomy places the organism in Eukaryota, Metazoa, Chordata, Actinopteri, Cyprinodontiformes, Poeciliidae. The coding region runs from base 75 to 2885 and encodes 936 amino acids. The transcript has 18 exons.